AUGGAUUAUCUUAAGGAUCGGUCCGAGUACUUUGAUAUCGAUGCUGACUUCAAGCCUUUACCGAAGUAUGGACAUUUAUCCAAGAAAACGCCAGAAUACAUAGCAGCUGAGUCCGCUAUCGAUGCUGUGCAACGUUCAUUUUGGGCAUCACCCGACUUUGCGGCCUUUCGACGGGCUGCAGGCGACCCGGAUGCUGCUAUGCCCCCUGAUGGGCCCGAUCGGUAUCGCGAUAUCACCACCGAGCUCCUACAAUUUCCUGCACGCGACGGUCACUUAAUUGAGUUGAAAGUGUACAAAUCUCCACAUGUUGCACCGAACGCGACUCUAGUCUACCGUAUGCACGGUGGUGGCUUCGUGGUUGGACGACAUGAGGUAGAUGGUGCCGAGAAUGUUUACGCCGCUAUGAAUCCCAAUAUCGUCGUCGUGAGCGUGGAUUACAGAUUAGCGCCGGAGUUCCCCUUUCCACGACCAGCGGAAGAUUGCUACGAUGGAUUAUUAUGGUGCAAGAAGAAUGCGAAAUCUCUUGGAAUCAAUCCCGAGAAGAUCAUUGUUGCUGGAAGCAGUGCCGGAGGCAAUCUCGCUGCGGCCAUGGCCAUUAUGGCCAGAGAAAAUGACAUUACCGGAAUUAUCGCCCAAGUGCUUCACUUUCCCGUUGUCUGUCAUCCCAAAUUCUUUCCCAGGGACCAGUAUGAGUACGGCAGCUACGUUCAAAACUCGGAAAAUCCCGUCCUUGGAAUCCUGAGAAUGGAGGCUUUCCUUAACGCCUAUAAUCCCAAUCCUGAACCUGACUACAGGCAUUCGCCACUAAUCGCAAAAUCGCACGCAAAUCUUCCUCCAGCAUUGGUACAAUGUGCAGGUGUUGAUGUUCUCCGAGACGACGCUUUCGCAUAUGCCGAAGCCUUGAAGCUGGCCGGUGUUGAUGUUGAGAUAUAUGGUUAUCAGGGCGUGCCUCACUGCUUUCCCGCUGUCAUCCCGACUCAUCCUAGCACACCGGUGUUUUAUAAGAGGUAUAAUGAUUUUCUGAAGAAGCAUGCGACUAGUUCCAGCUAGGAGGGAUGAAAAUGGUGUUUAACCAAAGCGUCGAAGAAUAGGUAUAACCCCCUGAAAGCUCCAGUUGUUCCAGAACAGGUUAUAGAACACGAACUUCACCUAACGCACACUAAACUAAGAUUUUGCAUCAGUACAAGGGAAACUUACAGUAGCAUCCAUGCUAAUCCACCUUGCGCUAAUCCUAUGCUAGAUUGGGAUUGGAUUGGAUAUCCAUCGGCUUGGCACCAAACUUAGCCCUGAGCUACGCGGCGCAGGAUCUCAAUCACGCAAUUUUACAUGUUAA
Molecule: messenger RNA, 1333 nt
Organism: Daldinia caldariorum
Lineage: Eukaryota; Fungi; Ascomycota; Sordariomycetes; Xylariales; Hypoxylaceae
Product: Alpha/Beta hydrolase protein
Exons: 6
Coding region: 1-1050 (349 amino acids)
Molecular function (GO): hydrolase activity
Source: RefSeq, a predicted model, not a curated record